CCAAUAAGCCCCAAAACAACCAGGAAAACAGCGAUAAUCUGGUUAAACUGCUUCAUCCUCCCAAGGUUUCGGCUGCUAAACUCCUUGAGCUUUAGGCGUCACUUUCGGUUCUGCGGAUAUCGGAGACCUUCCGUGUCAUUUUCUACUUGAAGAGGGUGGUACGUUUAUCCACCAAUCAGAGUUCUUCGUUGUUGCUUUAUCAUCCAAUUAUCGAACGGAAUGACGGGCAUUGGCUUGAGGCGCGAGGUGCUGGCGCUCUACCGGGAUGUUCUGCGCGUGGCGAGGGACUUCCCCGAGCGCAGCAUCGGCCGCAAGCUGCAAUAUAAUGCGAGGGAGUUGCUGCGUCUGAGACAGCGUGAGAGCAACGCUGCGCGUAUCCAGACGCACCUGGAGGAAGGCCGUGACGCCUUGCGCGUGUACCAAGUGCUGCAAAACGACCCUGAGCUGCUCACGGCCAUCACAAGGAAGAAAAUACCGAUUGCAGACACCAAGAAAUAGAGUUAGCAAGCGCGUAUAGCGAACAGAUGGGCUGAACUGGUUUAUUGUCGGGGUAUGAACUACUAAGCUGCACUGCUUUGCUAUCAUAUUCCCAUUAACGAUCACUUGUACUACUGCUGUAUUCUAAACGCCCCUGCAGUACGUACAUGUAAUGCGGCCCCGCAAGUAUCUUCUGAAGCUGUGGACACUUCGAAGUAACGCUCACGCUGCUUCCAGCCACGAGCAAAUGCCCAAAUCUGCUGCCUCGCAAGCGCGUCGUCGCCUUUCAGAAGCGGUGGUUGCACUCGCUCCCGAUACGCGCGUGAACUGCACGACGAAUUGGUCGGCAACCAAAUGCAUGCAAUACCUUCAGACUUUCGAUGCACGUGCUUAGGAUGCUGCUGCGAUGGCUGCACCUGCGUAUUCAGCCGGGAGUAUGCUGAUACGCACAAAUGGAGCACUAACGCAUUGUAGAAGGUAGUGUGGACGGGUUGGUCUCCAGUGUGCUGUAUCAAGGCGACGCUAUGUCUGCCCAAUGGCAAAUAGUGUUUUUCAAGUUAGUGACCACAACUUGUUGUCGAUAGCGGCACAGCAUUGGCUCUUAGGGUUGAAUGCUCCACCUACUCCUUUAGCAACAUGUCACCUUGGAUAGUUACAACACAUACUUAGAUGUACCACAACUGCGACACAAAAAAGCAUCUACGAAUGGUGUGGCUCCAUACCAGCGCGUGGAUCUCCCAAUAAAGCUGGCUCAACUCGAUGUGGUGGAGACUUUGGCCACAGGGAAAAAGGCUCCAGCGAAGAACUCGAUAGAAUCAGGCAAAACCUGUCUCUUUAAAGAUAUUCAAUGUCGAAUAGACUGACGUGUGUAUAUGAAUGUAGGGCCCUCAUCGAGGCUCAAAGUGACUCGAUGUUAUCGAAUUGCUAUCAGACCCCACGAUAAACGAGGAUGGGUGGCUGAUACCGGUGCUGGAACCAUCGUGAACCUUUAGCUGCGCAAUGUGCAAGUGAAUCGCAGCGUGUCGACGCGACGGACGUCGAGAUCCCUGAUGGCACCAUGAUCCUCUCACGCGCUUUUGUCGACAUCGAACCGAUUAAGGGCCUUAACGUCCGGUAGCGAGCUGUGAAUGCUUCAAUAUCGUAUUUGACGUCAAAUUUCGCAACGUAGCGUUAAAUACUUAGGGUAAGUCUCGAAGUAUUAACUUGGUUUGAAGUUUUGCUG
Phytophthora nicotianae INRA-310 is the source of this 1699-nucleotide messenger RNA. RefSeq lists its product as hypothetical. Lineage: Eukaryota; Oomycota; Peronosporomycetes; Peronosporales; Peronosporaceae. The coding region runs from base 220 to 498 and encodes 92 amino acids. The transcript has 2 exons. The record is from RefSeq and is a predicted model, not a curated record.